Messenger RNA from Trichosurus vulpecula (common brushtail), 2059 nucleotides. It is a transcript of the gene CD5, whose product is annotated as CD5 molecule. Lineage: Eukaryota; Metazoa; Chordata; Mammalia; Diprotodontia; Phalangeridae. The coding region runs from base 74 to 1495 and encodes 473 amino acids. The record is from RefSeq and is a predicted model, not a curated record. Gene Ontology annotation, cellular component: plasma membrane. The transcript is spliced from 11 exons. Gene Ontology annotation, biological process: T cell costimulation.
CCUGGGGAACAGAGCCACCAAGGACCAGACACCUUGCCCACAGGUCACCACAGGUGGGGGAAGCAUCCUGCCCAUGGGACUCUGCUGGUCACCGCUGACUCUACUAUGCCUGCUAGGGACACUGGUCUCUUCCUGUCAUGGAGGACCACAGCAGCCCCCUUCAGGGUCCCUCAGGGAGCUGACUGGCUCCAGCUCCCUAUGCCAGGUACAGCUGGAGGUCAAGAUCAACAAUACAAAGAGUACUUUGUGCCUGGAGAGCAAGAAAAGGCAGGAUCUGAGCGAGCUGUCCAGAAAGCUGGGUUUUGGGGCCGAGAAGACCAGACCCACCUCUGAGCACUCUGGGACAGCCAAACAACUGGUCUGUUCUUUCCACAAUUCCAACAAGGACACAAACUUCUCCUUUCCACAGCUGCAUGUGACCUGCCAAGAAGCAGUUCCCAAAGCACCUCCGCCCACCCCGAAGCCCAUUGUGACUUCACCCAAGCCCACUGGCCCUCCGAGGUUCUUACUGGUGGAGGGGAAGGAGAAACUCCGAUGUGCAGGCAUAGUUGAGUUCUACAGGGGCACUAUAGGGGGGAGCAUCUGUUACGAAGAAAAGACUUGGACCACAGCCCUGGGCGACAAGAUCUGCCAGGACCUGAACUGCGGCACCUUCCUGACUCAUCUGGACCCACCAGCAGAGAAGAAAGACUCAAGGAAUCCUGAAGGACUCAAAGCCUUGCCGAUCCUCUGGGCAGUCAAGGGUCCUCACAGAGACCUGGUGGACCAGGUCUUCGAAAAGGAGAAGAAUUGUCCAGGAAACCGAACCAUUUCCAUCGUCUGCUCUGAUUUCCAGCCAAAGGCGAAAAGCAGACUGAAGGGUGGAAACAGUCCCUGCAAGGGCAUCGUGGAGGUGUACUUUGAGGGUCAAUGGAAAGUCUUGUGUGGAAAAAAGAACUGGGAAGAGGUGUGCCAUGAGCAGCAUUGUGGGAGCCUAAUCUCUGAGGACAUAUCUCAAAAAUCACCAUCUGCCACAUCCAGCAUGCUCUACUGCCCACAUAGGAACCUCUCCCAUUGCUACACAUUCGGUGAAGGAGACCCAUCUUGCAAAGGCACAAUGAUUGAGUGCCAGGACCCAAAUGCAGCUGGGCCUGGGGCAGGGACUGUGAUGAGCAUCAUUCUGACCUUCAUCCUCAUAGCAAUCCUCUUAGCGACAUGUGGGCCUGUGGCCUACAAGAAACUAGAAAAGAAAUUCCGUCAGAAGAAGCAGCGUCAGUGGAUUGGUCCAACGGGAGUGAACCAAAAUGUAUCUUUCCAUCGCAACCACACUGUAACCAUCCGGUCCCAAGUUGAGAACCCUGGAGCCUCCAAUGUGGAGAAUGAAUACAGCCAGCCUCCCAGGCAUUCCCGUCUCUCAGCUUACCCAGCUCUGGAAGGAGCGCUGAACCGGGCUUCCAACCCGCCGGACAACUCCUCCGACAGUGACUACGACCUGCACGGGGCCCAGAGGCUGUGACAGGCUGAAGUGUGAAUAAGCCAAGUGUCUCCUGGCACGAGACGCAUCUUCCUGAGAACCUUCUGCACUCAUCACCUUGACACGAUUUCCUGAUUUUACUUCCAACUGUGAAGGGGCAGAAGCAAGGUCACCACUACCGUGUCUCACUGCCCACGUCCAGCUGCAGGAACAGCUCUGUCCCUACCUGUCCCCUACCCCCCAAACCCAACCCAGGGAAACCCUCCCUUCCCCACAGCUCUAGCUGCCGUUCCCAACCUUUUCUUUUGUGUGAAAUUCAGGGCCCCAUCAGGAGAACAUGGGGAAAGGGCCAAGCCCAGAUACACCCAGCCCGAUCCAGACACCCAAGGCCUGGGGCUCCCAGACACAUCCCCUGCCACAGGGCCCAAAGCUGCCUCCUGACCCACCUGUGCCCCAAGAUCAGUGUCACUGGAAAGGGGCUGCCUUCCCGGCUCACCGCCCCCAACUCCAGACCCUUCCCCUGAUGAGGAACAGGGAAGAAUUCACACUGGUAUCAUUGGAUGAAAAUGUUUUUAAUGUUUUGUGUAAAUAAUGCUUUCUAUACAA